Molecule: messenger RNA, 918 nt
Organism: Gossypium raimondii (Peruvian cotton)
Lineage: Eukaryota; Viridiplantae; Streptophyta; Magnoliopsida; Malvales; Malvaceae
Exons: 3
Coding region: 221-787 (188 amino acids)
Cellular component (GO): intracellular anatomical structure
Source: RefSeq, a predicted model, not a curated record
UUUCAAGUAAUUUUUAGAAAGAAUCCUACUUUUAGGUGUUUGGUGGGGCUUGACUUUGCUAAAUUCCUGAAUUUAAUUUGAUGAUGCAAUGUAAACAUAAGGAGUGACGUUAUAACCAUAGGGAGCAGCUAAAUUCACCCCCAAGAAAAAGACAGGUUUCUUACUGGUGUCUGAAACCCUAAAGCAGCAGAGUCCCAGUAUCUAAGAUUAAGGGCAAAGCAUGGCUUCUGCAUCAGAGAUUGCAGCCAAGUUGAAUCUGGUGCCCAACCCUGAAGGUGGUCUCUAUACCGAAACUUUCAGAGAUAUCUCCAUCUUCCUCUCCAAAUCUCAACUUCCUCCUCACUACAAAGUUGAUCGUCCUGUUAGCACAUGUAUUUACUUCAUGCUACAAUCCGGGAAUGUGUCUCGCCUUCAUCGAAUACCAUGUGCAGAGACCUGGCAUUUUUAUUUAGGAGAACCUCUUACGAUUGUAGAGCUGGAUGAGAAAGAUGGGAAGCUGAAACUAACAUGUCUCGGACCUGACCUGGGAGAUAAUCAGCAGUUGCAAUAUACGGUACCUCCAUAUGUUUGGUUUGGUGCAUUUCCAACCAAGGAUUUUCAUAUUUCCAGUGACGGCAGAGCGGCCAAAGCUGAACCAAGGGAUGCUGAGUGUCACUAUUCCCUCGUUGGAUGCACCUGCGCACCUGCCUUUCAAUUUCAAGACUUUGAGCUCGGAAAACAUUCCGAGCUUGUUUCCACAUUUCCGAAUUAUGAGCCUAUCAUUUCUUUUCUCACCAAUACUGAUUGACUUGCCAUCUGAUUUCUCCUGUUCUCAGCUCAUUGGUGCCAACAAGUUUUCAUGUUUUUGAUCCCUAGAUUGCUACUUCUGUAAUUUACAGUUUUUCCACAGCUGAAAAAAGCAUUAAGCUUUGUAUCAAA